AUGAUGAGAGCGCUCCUGGCGCGCCGCUGCUGCGCAUCCUCCUCCUCGCGUCAGAGCGGGUUCCUCCGCCUCGUGGGCCGGCGGAGGCAGUCCUCUGCCGGGCCCGCGGAGCCGGCGCCCGAGGCGGAGAGCUCGGCGUGGCCUCUGGCUGCCGGUGGCGCCCUCGCAGCCUCCAUCCUGCUCGCCGGCGUCGCCGCCAAGCGCGAGCGGCUCGUUGCGCGAGUCCAGGCGUGCGUGGAGGAGUCGGGACCGCAGGGACUCGCGAGCGACGGCGCCUCGCUCCUGCAGAUCGGCGGGCUGAUGCUCGCCUUUUCGCUCGCGCAGCUGCCCGUCGAUGAGCUCAAGCUGCGGCUGCUCGCGAGCGGGGCGGUGCAGCAGUGGGGCCAGCUGGUCGCCUCCUUCGAGGCGGACGUGCAGCAGGUGGCGCUCGGCGCGCUCACCGCCCUGCUCGAAGGCGCCGAGCCCAUGGCUGCCUUCAACGCCGACGCGGGCCUGUACUCGGCCUACCGCGACGCCCUCCCGCCGGUGCUGCACGCCUCGCCCACCGCCACACCCCUCAACGACUCGGAGGCGCAGGACACGUCGCCGAACCGGGUGCAUCGCUGGCGCGUCUGUGACAUGGCGCUGGCAUGUCCGCAGGUGCUGCUUGACGCUCUCCGCCUGGCGGCCGCCCUCGCCAACCACCCCCAGUUCGAGCACGCCUCCACCGACGGCUGGUUCUUCGAGCGCCUCCUCGAGCAGGCGGCGCCCGCGACGGAGAUGGACUCGCUCGCCGCGCUCUACUGGUCGUGCGCCGCCGCCGCCGCCUCCCGCCGCUCCGACGUCGCGAUGGAGCUCCUCACAUCCCCCACCGUCAAGCGCUACCUCGUGCUGCUAGCGCCGCCGCCCGACACGCUGCUUGGCGCAGCGUCGCAGCAAGCAAGCGACGAGGACCUCGGCGAGCUGCUGGAGCCGUACGACGGGAUCGUGCCUGAGGCUGCGGAGCAGGGCUACGGCCGGCUGCAGGGCGACGCGGCGGCGGACCUUCGCGACUGGCUCAUCGAGGAGUACUCUCGCCUCGCGCUCUGCCGACUAGCGGCACACGCGGCGGAGGCGGAGGAGGAGCGGGCGGCCGCCGUGGCGAAGGGGUGGGAGGCGGCGAUGACGGAGGAGGAGAGGGCGGCGUGGUACGAGCCGUUCUUCGAGACGCACGCCACGCCGCCCUCCGACGAGCCGCCGCCGCUGCCCCCGCCGCUCGCCUCGCAGCUGACGACAGACGAGCACCUCGCGGAGGCACUCGCUUCGGUGGCGGCGUGCGCCCUCGGGGGAGUUGUGUGGGGCGCGCUGCGAGGCCUUGCCCGCCGGAGGGGGGUGCUGCGCGCUGUCGGGACCACCGCAGCGGGCGCGGGGCUCUUCGAGGCGGCGAUGCAGCUCAAGCUCAGCUUGCGAGGCAGGCUCGAGGGGGACGGCGCCGACGCCGACGGCGGGGGCAACUUCGGC
Molecule: messenger RNA, 1479 nt
Organism: Emiliania huxleyi CCMP1516
Lineage: Eukaryota; Haptophyta; Isochrysidales; Noelaerhabdaceae
Exons: 10
Source: RefSeq, a predicted model, not a curated record